Cajanus cajan (pigeon pea) is the source of this 1903-nucleotide messenger RNA. RefSeq names its product abscisic acid 8'-hydroxylase CYP707A2. Gene Ontology annotation, molecular function: heme binding; (+)-abscisic acid 8'-hydroxylase activity; iron ion binding. The record is from RefSeq and is a predicted model, not a curated record. Lineage: Eukaryota; Viridiplantae; Streptophyta; Magnoliopsida; Fabales; Fabaceae. Gene Ontology annotation, biological process: abscisic acid metabolic process; sterol metabolic process.
CCAAUGUUCAACUUUUUUGUCACAACACACCUAGCUCAUAUUUCUUCUUUCACUUAUUCAGUAUUCACCCACAACUACACUAUGUUGUGCCUCUUUGCUUGUUUUCUUCUCAUUCUUAUUAUCUUCAAAUCACUCAUCAAACCCAAAGGGAGAGAAUUGCCACUUCCUCCUGGGACCAUGGGUUGGCCUUACAUAGGAGAAACCUUCCAAAUGUAUUCUCAAGACCCAAACGUUUUCUUUGCCACAAAAAUCAAGAGGUAUGGGUCUAUGUUUAAGUCUCACAUUUUGGGUUAUCCCUGUGUGAUGAUUUCUGACCCGGAAGCAGCAAAGUUUGUGUUGAACAAAGCUCAACUCUUCAAACCAACAUUUCCUGCUAGCAAAGAGAGGAUGUUGGGGAAACAAGCAAUUUUCUUUCACCAAGGAGCAUACCAUGCUAAACUCAGAAGGCUUGUCCUUCGCACCUUCAUGCCCGAAGCCAUCAAAGACAUAGUCUCUAGCAUUGAAUCAAUUGCUCAAAGUUGCCUCAAAUCAUGGGAAGGAAAGAUGAUCACCACUUUCCUUGAAAUGAAAAACUUUACCUUCAAUGUUGCCCUGCUUUCAAUUUUUGGAAAAGAUGAAACUCUAUAUAGAGAGUCUCUGAAGAGAUGCUACUACACCCUUGAGAGAGGGUACAACUCAAUGCCCAUAAACCUUCCAGGAACACUGUUCCACAAGGCCAUGAAGGCAAGGAAAGAGCUUGCACAGAUCUUGGCUCAAAUCAUCUUAACCAGGAGGAACAUGAAGCAAGAUUACAAUGACUUGUUGGGUUCAUUCAUGAGUGAAAAAUCAGGACUCACAGAUGAACAAAUAGCAGAUAACAUCAUUGGUAUCAUAUUUGCUGCUCGUGACACCACGGCCACAGUGCUUACGUGGAUUGUUAAGUACCUUGGUGAAAACCCUAGUGUCUUAGAAGCUGUAACUGAAGAGCAGGAGUCUAUAUUAAGGGGCAAGAAAGAAAGUGGAGAAGAAAUGGGUCUGAAUUGGUCAGACACAAAAAAUAUGCCUGUGACAUCCAGGGUCAUACAGGAGACUCUAAGAAUAGCAUCAAUUUUGUCUUUUACUUUCAGAGAAGCAGUAGAGGAUGUUGAAUUUCAAGGGUAUCUCAUACCAAAAGGGUGGAAAGUUUUACCACUUUUUAGAAACAUACACCACAGUCCAGACAACUUCAAAGAGCCAGAGAAGUUUGAUCCAUCAAGAUUUGAGGUUGCUCCAAAACCCAAUACUUUUAUGCCAUUUGGCAAUGGGACCCAUGCAUGUCCUGGCAAUGAAUUAGCCAAGUUGGAGAUUUUGGUGCUUCUACAUCACCUGACCACAAAGUACAGGUGGUCUGCAAUAGGUGCAAAAAAUGGGAUUCAGUAUGGUCCUUUUGCCCUUCCACAAAAUGGAUUGCCCAUCACACUAUAUUCCAAGAAAUAAAUAUGCUUCAAAUGAAAAGUGGAGGCACACUAACAUGACAUGGGAACAACUUGCUAAAUAUGGAAAUAGUGGCUCCAAAGAUAUUUCAAUUUUGUUUCACUUGAGAAAGUGAUGAAAGAGACCCUAAAUAAACAAAGUGGGAUGGAUUCUUCACUUUAUUUUAAGGCCAAAAGACAACCAAAGGAAAGGCUUGAGGGAAGUUAAUUGUACAGAGGAGGUUCAGAUGUAUUAGGUUCUUUUUAUUCUUCAUUUUUAUUUAGUUACUUUUUCAUUUUCCACUUCUAACGGUUCUAAUUUUCCCUGUUAUUUUUUCUUUAUAUUUUCAAAUAAUUUGAGGAAAAGUCCUCAAAAGAUUAGAUGUAUUGAACUCCCUAGCUUUGUAUCCAUGCAAUACAGAGAAAAAGAAAAAGAAAGUGAAGAUGAAAUAUUUAAUUGUCCAAUUUUUACA